AUGAGAACUGAAAUUAUCAAAGGCAAAAAUUACUGGCACUGUCAAGGUCAGUGCCGGAAUUUGCAAAAGUUAAAUGUCUCCAAAUGCCAAGGAUUAAAUGAUGAAUUAAUGAGGCUUGUAUCAGAAGGCUGCCCAGCUCUACUUCAUUUAAAUUUAUCUCACACUGAUAUUACAAAUGGGACAUUAAGACUUCUAUCAAGGAGCUUCUCAAACUUGCAAUAUUUAAAUUUAGCUUACUGCAGAAAAUUCACAGACAAAGGUUUACAGUACCUUGGCUCUGGAAGAGGAUGUCACAAACUCAUCUAUCUGGAUCUUUCAGGCUGCCUCCAGAUCUCAGUAGAAGGCUUCAAGAACAUUGCUAAAAGCUGCAGCAGGAUCCAAUACCUCACAAUUAAUGAAAUGCCUACUCUGACAGACAGAUGUAUUCAAGCAUUAGUGGGGAAGUGUCAAAAGAUUAUAUCUAUUGAAUUUAAUGAGGCCCCACAUGUUUCUGACAUAGCCUUUAAAGCACUUGCUGAAUGUCAGCUUGUCAAGAUCAAGAUAGAAGGGAGUAAUCGGAUUACUGACCUAAGUUUCAAGAUGAUGAGCAAACACUGGCCCUGCUUAGAUCGCAUUUGUAUGACUGACUGCCAGAAGAUAACUGAUACCGGACUCAAACUAAUUGCACCACUGGCUAAUAUUGCUGUGUUGAAUUUAUCAGAUUGCAUGAGAAUCAGUGAUGCAGGGUUAAAAUCAUUUGUUGAAGGUUUUGCUGGCUCAAAGAUAAGAGAACUGACCUUGGCCAACUGUUCCAAUAUCACUGAUGGCUCUCUCAUCAAAAUAGCUCAAAGGUGUGCAAGUCUGGUGUAUCUGAAUCUGCGCUCUUGUCAAGCUGUGACUGAUAAUGGAAUUGAGGUUUUAGCAAUGUUGCCUUCAUUGACUCAUAUUAACGUUUCUGGAAUUGUCAUCAGUGAUCAGACUUUGGAAGCUCUUGGCAGAAAUGGCAAAAUCAAGGAGAUUACUAUAUCGGAAUGUAAGUCCAUUUCUGAUGCAGGAAUAAAGAGAUUCUGUAUGGAUGUUAAACAUCUUGACUACAUGGAUUUCUCUUUCUGCCGGCAGUUGUCAAAUCAAUCAAUAAAACAUUUGUCAUUCAACUGUCACAAACUUACCUCCCUCAGUAUGGUUGGUUGUCCCAGGGUAACUGAUAUAGGUUUACAGUAUUUGGGAGCAGUCUGCACUUACCUUCAUUACUUGGAUAUCUCAGGCUGUGUAAAUAUUACUGACAAAGCACUAAAGUCCCUGUGGAAAAGUUGCUUGCAGCUCCGAAUUCUUAAAAUGCUGUACUGCCCAAAUAUUACCAGGCAAGCAGUUUCUAAGUAUACAUCAAGACUCCAAAAAUAUGAAUAUAAUAAUGAUGAGCCUCCUCUGUGGUUUGGUUAUGAUAGUGGCAGUCAGGUAUUCAGUAAAAAAAAACAGAAAAAAACCUUGUCACGUGAGAAAAGUCUCAGCAUUAAAUCAGAAGACACAACACAACUUCAGAAGCUCAACAAUGAAAACUGAAACCACCAAUUCUUUUUGUUUUAUUAAAAUAUAUUGAUAUCUUUCUCAUAAAUAAUUUUUUAAAAUGUAAUAGUUACUACUAUUGUU
Gekko japonicus is the source of this 1626-nucleotide messenger RNA. It is a transcript of the gene FBXL13, whose product is annotated as F-box and leucine-rich repeat protein 13. The coding region runs from base 1 to 1539 and encodes 512 amino acids. Gene Ontology annotation, cellular component: SCF ubiquitin ligase complex. The record is from RefSeq and is a predicted model, not a curated record. Gene Ontology annotation, molecular function: protein binding. Lineage: Eukaryota; Metazoa; Chordata; Lepidosauria; Squamata; Gekkonidae. The transcript has 13 exons. Gene Ontology annotation, biological process: SCF-dependent proteasomal ubiquitin-dependent protein catabolic process.